This is a messenger RNA of Periconia digitata, 5028 nucleotides long. The record is from the annotation of a GenBank genome assembly. NCBI's taxonomy places the organism in Eukaryota, Fungi, Ascomycota, Dothideomycetes, Pleosporales, Periconiaceae.
CAACCGCAUGCGCCCGACAUGAGCAGUUACACCUCAUACUCACCGCGUACGCGGCUGGGCCAUCAGACUGCCUCCCCCUCACCUCUCCGUCAUACCUCAAUCGCUCCUGCCGCGUCCUCAUCCGCUUUCCCCAACGAUCUCCCAAAUCGAUACAACAACGGUCGCUCCAGCACCUUUUCAAGCACCGCUCAGUAUGACCCCACCAACACCACCGGUCCACCCGUGAUGAGGGGCCAUAGGCGAGGCCUUAGCGAGGCGAAUAUGCCCUCUCGCUCGAGUUCGCGCUCCGAGGACUACUUUGGGUCUCAAGACUCGGAACCGGGCGCGCAGUAUACAAGUAUGCGCAAAGCGUUGCGCCCGCUACCUCAGGUUCCUCAAACCGGCUCACCUGCUUCGCCUGAGAGGCCUUUCCGUACACCCAACAGUCCCACACGGAGUCCCUCCACAAGCCCUACCAAAAUGAGCCCAUCUACUAGUCCCAUCAAGAUGAGUCCUUCCUCGAGCCCGACAAAAGUAAGCCCUUCCGUCAGCCCGACCAAAGGUCUUGCGCGUCUUCAUACACGUUCACAUAGCAUUGAUCCCACUCAAAAUGGCACAUUUGACGGCUCGUCCUCACCUCCACCUUUCAAGCCACGCCCGUUGUCCAUGGCCAUAUCUCGCGCCGACUCUGUUCGUGCUCCCACCCGCGAUCAUUCGUCUCGAGGCCACCCCGCCCCCCACAUCGAACGACCAGAUCUCCAAACCUUCCAAAAAUCGUCGACAGGCCACCUUCGCACACUUUCCAGAUAUGCGGAAACAGCGUCCGAGGAGGACUUCUCGAUCAAAUCGCCGGAGCAAGAGGUUGUAGGUCUACAUGGGCGGAGACGACUGCAACGUAGCGACACAGCUCGUGGGAAAACAGAGUCGAGUUGGUCAAGCAGAAACUGGAUGGAUCAGCAGCGUCAAUUCUUGCAAGCUUAUGAAUAUCUCUGUCACAUAGGAGAAGCGAAGGAGUGGAUAGAAGACAUAAUACACAAGGAUAUUCCGCCAGUGGUCGAGCUUGAGCAGGCCCUCCGAGACGGCGUCACCCUCGCAGAACUAGUCGAAGCAAUCCAAGGGCACCCGCUCCGUAUUUUUCGAGACCCGAAAUUGCAAUGGCGGCACUCCAACAACUAUGCCCAUUUCUUCAGAUUUUUGGCGGAAGUCGAGCUACCUGAUCUCUUCCGGUUCGAGCUGGUGGAUCUGUACGAAAAGAAGAACAUUCCCAAGGUGAUUUAUUGCAUUCACGCUCUAUCAUGGUUGUUGUUCCGCAAAGGCAUGGUUGACUUUCGAAUUGGCAAUCUCGUUGGAAAGUUGCAAUUCGAAGACCAUGAGCUGGAAGCGAUGCAAAAGGGUCUGGAUAAAUCUGGGGUCAGCAUGCCUAACUUUUCUGGAAUGUCCGCCAAAUUCGCCGUAGAACCCGAACCAGAGCCAGAGCCCGUGGAAUCGGAGGAAGAUCGAAUCGACCGUGAGCUUUCGGAACAGGAAGCAACGAUCUUGGACUUACAGGCACAGAUGCGAGGUGCUCUUGUACGCAUUCGACUCGGUAACCUGAUGCAGAACCUCUGGGAUAAUGAAGAGUUGAUAGUCGACUUGCAAUCUCGCAUUCGAGGGGAUUGGGCUAGGCAGAUUGCUUACUACCGUCUAGACAUGCGCAGAUUUGCAGUGAACCUUCAAAGUGCUGCUCGCGGCUUCAUGGUUCGCUCCCAUCUCCGAGGUGAGGAGCAAUACUGGCAGGGUAAGGGGGAGCAGGUUCUUAUGGUGCAAAAUCUUUUCAGAGGUCGCAAGGCUCGCACCCAGGUUCAACACAUCAAGUCCAAGAUUCAAAAGCACGAAAACGGCAUCCGCGAGUUCCAGGCCGCCAUCCGAGGAGCCCUUGCGCGAAUGCGAGUGGGCGAGCGCUACGAAGAAACUCGUGUGGCCGAACCCACGGUACUCCACAUCCAAGCAAUGAUCCGUGGUGCUCUCGAACGUCACAGGGUUGACCGCCAGUAUGCCGAACUCCAGGAGCACGAAGCACAGACUGUCCAGAUACAAGCUAUGACUCGCGCCAGUCUUUUGCGACAAGCACUGCGCGCAGACCAAGAAAACCUCCGCCAGCAUGAAUCUCUUGUCACGCUUCUGCAGGCCGCUGCGAGGGGUGCGAUCGCAAGAAAACAAAAUGCCACUGUCCAGAAUGAGCUGGAACAGACUCCAAACAUCUUGGAUCUUCAAGCGGCAUGCCGAGGAUACAUGCAGCGGCAGCGAACGUAUGAUCUGCUCUGCGAUCUGAAUAAUCAGGAGCCGGAGAUUGUCCAACUACAAGCUCUAGGCCGUGCGAUGAACACACGAAUGCAGAUCGGUCUCGUGCUUGCCCAGGUAGAAGAGCACGAGGAUCUAAUUGUAGAGCUUCAGGCUUUGGCACGUGGGAUGAUUGUUCGAGGCCGAUUUUUAGAGAAGAAGAAAUUCUACAAGGAAAAUAUGGAGAAGGUAGUCAAAAUCCAAAGCUUCAUUCGAGGACGCCAACAAGGCGAGGCAUACAAAAGCUUGACGAGCGGAAAGAAUCCUCCCGUGUCGACCGUCAAGAGCUUUGUGCAUCUUCUUAACGACAACGAUAUCGAUUUUGACGAGGAAAUUGAAUUCGAGCGCCUGCGCAAGACGGUCGUUCAACAUGUUCGACAGAAUGAAUUGGCUGAACAGUACAUUGAUCAACUGGACAUCAAAAUUGCGUUACUCGUAAAAAACAAAAUCACAUUGGACGAAGUUGUGAAGCAUCAGAAACACUUUGGUGGUCACGUUGGCACACUCCUGAGCAGCAAGGAUAUAUCUUCAAAAGACCCUUUCGACCUCAAGGCUCUCAACAAAAACUCCCGACGAAAGCUUGAACAUUACCAGGAACUCUUCUUCGUUCUCCAAACCCAACCUCAGUACAUGGCUCGUUUGUUUAGACGUCUGCGCGAGCAAGGUCUUGCUGAAAAAGACACAAAACGCAUCGAGCAGCUGGCCAUGAGCUUGUUCGGCCUCGCACAGAAGCGUAGAGAGGAAUACUACCUACUAAGAUUGCUCGGUCGAUCGUUGAAGGAAGAAAUGGACACAUGUGCCACGCUUCAGGAAUAUCUGCGCGGCAGCUUCUUCUGGAAUAAGCUAUUCGCCAGCUACAUUAGAUCACCCCGAGACCGCAAGUUCUUCAAAGACCUCUUUGGGCCGCUCAUCAAAGAUAACAUCAUCGACCAAGAGCACUUAGAUCUGGAGAGUGAUCCCAUGCAAAUUUACCGAUCGUCAAUCAACAACGAAGAACUCUCCACAGGUCAACGCAGCCGUCGUGAUCCGAACGUGACGCGCGACCAAGCAAUCAAAGAUCCCGAUACACGAGAGAUGUUUAUUCGACAUCUUCAAGAUCUUCGAGAUAUCUCCGACCAGUUCUUUAACCGGAUCGAGGAAGUCCUGCAUCGGAUGCCGUUUGGUGUACGGUAUCUCGCUCAACGGAUGUUUGAGGAUUUGCGUCAACGUUUUCCUCACGAAGCCCAAGAGCAGCUAUUGCAAAUUGCGGGUCACUGGGUAUGGAAAUCAUAUCUCCAACCUUCCUUACUUCAGCCUCAGCACUGGGGCGUGGUUGAUCGUGGCAUGUCGCCAUUGAUGAACCGCAACUUGGGCGAAGUAGCCAAGGUGCUAGGCCAGGUCGCCGCUGGUAGGCUCUUCGGUGGAGACAAUGUCUACCUUCAACCUCUAAACAGCUACAUCACCGAAGCGAUUGAUCGCCUUCAGGAUAUUUGGUCCAACUUGAUUAACGUGCGCGAUAUUGAUGAGCAAUACGAGAUUGACGAAUUUAAUGACUUGUUCGCGCGCACUAAACCGACACUAUACAUCAAACUUGCAGACAUCUUCGCCAUACACGGUCUUGUUGUAGAUGACCUACCUACGAUAUGUCCUACACAAGAUGACCCGCUUCGUGAAGUCAUCCGCGAGCUUGGAAGCGCAAAGAACAACGAGAACGAGCUCAUUCAUGUCAGCUCUACCGAGAUCACAUUGACGCUGAACGGAAAGUACCACGAGCAAGAAGAUCCCGAUGCGGCAGUGAAGGCUCUCUUUAUGGAGACAAAGCGCUACAUUCUGUACAUUAUUCGUGUUCAAACAGGAGCUAACCUGAUUGAAAUAAUGUGCAAGCCUGUCACACCAGAAGACGAGGAUCGUUGGGAUGCUCUCGUGCAAGAAGAAUCCGACGCUCAAAACAAAGACCGUGGCCGCAACGUGCGCUCAUCUGCUGCCUCUACCUACACUGCGGAUAUGACGUCUUCGACUGUACUUGAUCUGGAUUAUCACUCACUCAAGCGUCACGCACUAGAGAACAUACUCACUCUUCAACAAGCGGGCCGCAUCUCACCCCACAACCACUAUCAAGACCUUCUCAACGCCAUCGCCGUUGACAUCCGAACAAAACAUCGCCGAAGAAUACAACGUACCAAGGAACUGGAAGGCGUGCGCUCGACUCUUUCGGCACUAGACGAUAAGGCCCAUUUCCUCGAAAGCCAAUUGAAAUCUUAUAACGACUAUAUCGAGCAAGCCAUGAUAACCCUCCAAAACAAACGCGGCAAGAAAAAGUUCCUCCUUCCCUUUACGCGUCAAUACAACCACAUGCGGGAGCUCCAGCGCUCAGGCCGCGAAUACCGUUUCGGCUCCUUCAAAUACAGCGCGCGCAAUCUCGCCGAAAAGGGUAUCCUCAUCUCGUGGUCCGGAUACCACGAGCGACAAUGGGACCGUAUCGACAUGACCAUCUCCUCCAACGCCGUCGGCAUCUUCGAGAUCCAGGGCAGCCAGGGCAGCAUGAUGAUCCCUGGCGCUUUCGCCGAAGUCCCGCUGGACGUGCUGCUUCAGGCUCAAUUCGACAAUCACCAGUUCAUGAACUUAUUUGGUGAUGGCGGGCAGAAGGGCGCUAACACCUCUGGCGCUGCCGGCUCGGCAGAAGGGGAGGGCGUCGCUAGGGUCAAUGUCAAUCUGUUCUUGCAUUUGAUCUUGAAGAAGUUCUCGCGGUAA